This is a messenger RNA of Rhincodon typus (whale shark), 7336 nucleotides long. RefSeq names its product zinc finger and BTB domain containing 10 (gene zbtb10). Gene Ontology annotation, biological process: regulation of transcription by RNA polymerase II. Gene Ontology annotation, molecular function: DNA-binding transcription factor activity, RNA polymerase II-specific; protein binding; RNA polymerase II cis-regulatory region sequence-specific DNA binding. NCBI's taxonomy places the organism in Eukaryota, Metazoa, Chordata, Chondrichthyes, Orectolobiformes, Rhincodontidae. Bases 158 to 2518 code for a protein of 786 amino acids. The record is from RefSeq and is a predicted model, not a curated record. The transcript has 5 exons.
UUGAGGCUCUGGUUGGGGGAGUGGAAAUAAAAAGAGGUUAUCGCGGGAAAGGCAACCUCCUCUUCCACCACCCCCCUCCUCCUCCUCCUCCACUCCUUCCCUCCCCUCCGGCCAACGCUCGGAUCAGCGACCCCUCCCGUCCCCUCCCUGAUCCACCAUGUCCGGCGAGAGGAACAGGCGAUCGCUGGCUUUCCGCACCGGAGCCUCCGUCGUCAGGAUUGACCCCGAGCUCGGGCCUCUCCACCACCACCACCAAAACAACGGCGGCGGCAGCAGUAGCAGCGAGGCCUCGAACGGGGCCUUCCCGUCCGUUAGUCCGACCAAAUCGGCUGCCCUCCCCGCGUUGGACGGCGCCCAGGCCGAGGCCCCCCCGGCUGCGCCCCCCGCCGAGGAGGACUGGGUCGAGACGGUGGUGGUGGACGACGAGUACCCGGAGCAAGAGGUCUCCUCGGUGCGGGUGGUCGACGGCGGCUCAAUCAGCAGCAACGAGUCCGAGGAAGAGGAGGAGGAGGAGCCCCCGCCGCCACCGCCGGACGGGGAGCUGGAAGGGAUGGACGGGCCCGGCAGCAAGGAGCGAGCCGCGACGCCCGGUGAAGGAGCUGGAGGCGCUGUGGGCCAGGAGGACGAGGAGGGAAACGGCGGUGGCUGCAGCCGGAGAGGAUUCGGGCUGACCCUACUCGGCCGGCCCCAGUCCUUCCUGCUGCCCCAGCAGCGCACUUUCCAGAGGUCGUGGCUGCAGGAGUUCCCGUGGCUUCAGUACGAGCAGGAGACGGGCCUUAUGUACUGCUCCUGGUGCCUGCGGGCCAACAGCGGGGUGGGGAGCAACAAUAACCGCAACAAGUUCGUGAAAGGAAGCCGCAAUUACAGGCGAACCACGCUGCUGCGGCAUCACCUUUACACUGAGCACCGGCAGAAUGACCCGUCCGCCGCGGCCUGCAUGGAGGUGAGUGAGUCUGCAAUUACAUCGAAAUCAACAGAUGAACUGUACACUGAGUACAAAAGUGAUCGAAAUGAAAUUUCCUAUUGUUAUCAACUGCUUCAGGAACUAAAUGAGCAGCGGCAGCAAGGCAUUCUGUGUGAUGUCAACAUUGUGGUGAAGGGUCAGGUUUUCAAAGCCCACAAGAAUAUAUUAGUUGCUGGCAGCCGUUACUUUAAGACACUCUAUUGCUAUACUCCAAACGACAGUUGUGACCAGGUCACAGUAACUCACCUUGAUGUUGUUGCAGUGCAAGGUUUCACUGUCAUUCUUGAUUUCAUGUACUCUGGACAUUUGGUUUUAACCAGCCAGAAUGUAAUUGAGGUAAUGUCUGUAGCAAGCUAUCUACAAAUGACAGACAUUGUUCAGGCUUGCCGUGGUUUCAUUAAGGAUGCCCUGAACAUCAGUACAAAAUCCAAUGCAGCAGAGAAAAUAAUAAUGCAAUAUGAGAAGGUAAAAGCCUCCAACCAGUCCCAAAAAGAAAACACUGUAGCUACACUGAAACAUGAACCUAACAGUCCUUGGGUAGUCAAAUCUACAACUGCAGUGAACAACUGUGCUGCAGGAGGACUGCAUGAAGAGAGGGCUAGAUAUGAAAUGGAGAACUACAGUUUUGAUGUGGGUUCAGUAAUGGACCAGAAUGAGAGCUACCAGAUUAAUGAUUCUGUCUGGAAUCAAGAUAACUUUUCAGAUUAUGUUGGAAAAGAUCUGCAGAUGGGACUACCUCAAGAUCAGGGCCCUGCUUUUUCAUGGGGAAAUUUGGGAAAACUAAUGCUGCAUCAGACAGUUCCUCGAAGUGGACGAAGGAAAAACCACAUAACUAGAAGAAUUGUAUAUGAUGUUGCACCAAAAGCUGAAGAGGGAGUUGGAGAUAAUUUAAUGAUUCAGCCACCUAUGGCAUUCUCUGAGGAUGGAUUACAGGAAAUUCCCGUUGACUCAUUUGGAGCUGGAACUUCGGAUCAAUUCAGAUUUGGACUGUUACAAGAAGCGCAAAAUAGAGAAACUUGGUUAAAUGGUGAUGCUUCAAUUGGUAGUCAAAACAAAUUCAAGUGCCCACAUUGCAAUUACAUUGCCAAGUAUCGACGCACUUUGAAAAGGCAUCAGCUAAUACAUACUGGAGUGCGGUCCUUUGCUUGUGACAUUUGUGGAAAGUUGUUCACGCGAAGAGAACAUGUAAAGCGACAUUCAUUGGUACACAAGAAGGAUAAAAAGUACAAAUGUAUGGUUUGUAAAAAAUUCUUCACUCUAGCAGCCAGUGUUGGAAUUAGGCAUGGAUCUCGACGUUACGGCGUAUGUUUGGACUGUUCCGGGGGUGAUAGACAGCCAAAAGGUGACCAUGAUGGUAUGGACCUGAUGGUUGAUCCAGAAUUUUUUAAGGAACAGCAAGAAGAACGAGAACAACCGGGUGAACUGGAGCAGGAAGAAAAUGAGAGAAUGGUUGAUGAAGACAUGGCAGAUGAAGAUGGAGGAGGGGAAAUGGAUAGAGAGCAAUGGGAAGAUGUUGAGGCUAGUGAGACAUAUGUCAUUUUAGACAAUGACUAACUGGCAAUUGAGCCAUUAUGUUAAACUGAGAAGUAUAACUAUGGUUGUUCACUGUAUAAACAAACCCUAUGAAUUUUAUCUGAAUUGCAAAGAUUAUGGAUUGGCAACAAAACACUAAAUUUUCCAUAUUUUGCUGAUAGCUAUGAACAUUGGAUAAUUAUUGAUAUUUUAAUUGUAGUAACAGCGAUUUCGCAGCAGUAACGAUGAAAAGUGUAUUGGUGUCAGUGAUGGGCAAUUCCUUAUAAUAAUUGGGAUUGAAACUGCAAUUUCUUUCCCCAAGAAUCUAUGUGAAAAACAAUGGUGUGAAAAUGCGGUAGUGUAUGACUUGAAGUAUAUAUAUUGUGCAGGAGACUGUAUCCCAAUCAGUGAGACAGAUCAAAAUUGAGUUUGAGAGUACAGGAUUUCUAGUAGUAGGAGAAGGCCAUUGUUUAUUGAACCUCUCUAUACUGCCUGCCCCACAUAGUCUUUCCUGAUUUUUGCUCCAUGAUUAAUGUAGCCCUCUGGGUGAAUCAGGUCUGCAUGUUGUUUCUUCUGACUACUUUUAUUUGUAUUUGUCUUUCAUAUUCCUUUAUCACAGUGAAGUAUUUGAACCAGCUUGGGGAUUCAGUUUUUAAUCUUGAAAAAUCUGCUUGGAUCACUUAAACUCUCCUUUUAGCCAAAGAAAAUUAUAUUGGCUUCCUUAGCUUUUUCCUGUAGCCUAAUUUCUUUCACUCAGGAUCUUUGCUUGUAUGUCUACUUUCUUGGCAAUAAUAUCCUUCAUAUGAUAAUUCAGCUAAACGGCAUGCACUCUUGCAGUUUGGCUCUGAUCGUCAUUUUGUGAUGGAAAAAUGUGGUUGAAACCCCUUAAAGGAUUGGGUCUGAAAUUCAACUUGAGGUAUUUGUUUUUCUAUGCAUUUUCAAGUUUCAGCCUUUUCAGAUGAGGAAACACACAGAAUGCUUAUGUAGGUGCUAAAGACUUUUAAGUUUUAAAGUUGUGUUCUUUUAAAUUGAAUAAUGCCAACAUAAAAUCUUACUGCAGUUCAAGGAGAGAGAAGCUGCAAAUUAAUUACUUGAAUAACUUCUGGUUUUAGAGUUCAAAUAAGUCAUGAUGUGCCAUCCUUAAUGAAGACCAGGCCAUAAAUAAUAUCUGAGAACUGAAUGAUAGCAGUAGGAUAUCUAUGUUUUUAAAUGAUCAUUUAGUUGUUAUGGAACACAUUAAGUUGAGUUCUUACUGAAUAACUAGUAACCGAUGUAACUGAAUUCUGAUUUAUCAGAAAGUAAUGAAUACUACUUUCUCCCUUUUUAAAGGAGAGGAAAAGCAAUAUUGUUGGUCUUAACUGGGGGUGAAGUAUGAAAAUAGUCUUUCACCCUCCUUGAUCUCUUUAACUUAGUUACAUGUUCCUCCUCUGGCAUUCUUGAUUCUGACUUGAUUUACACACUACAUUAUAAAAAUAUCAUUGCAUAACAAUUGUUUCGGUAAAAAGAGAUAACUUUACAACUUUGGACCUUCAGUUUACCUGUAUGGUUGAGUCUGUCUUUUUAACUCGGACAAAUAAUAGGCUGCUAACAUUACGUUAAUGUUUGCCUGCCUUUAAUUUGCAAUUAUGUUUUAAAACAAGGCAUAUUAAUGUUUUCUUUCCCUCUCCAUCCUUAGUUACAUAAACAGGGUCAGUAAUGCUGCAGAUCCAAAUGUGAAAAGUGGAAUUGCUGGAGAUGGAAAAUAAAAUUAUUUGAAUCUAAAUAGAGCAGUUUUUGUUUGUGACCCACUUCAAAUUAAAAAAGUUUAAUACAGUAUGUUGCUAGAUGAGUAUCAAGUAACUUGACAACUUCUUGAAUUAUACCUAAAUGAUUUGUUACGAUCUUACUGUUCAGCAAUCAUGAUCCAGUUAACUAGAGUUCAGCUCUCAGAAUUUUGGGAUGUCACAUCAAUCUAAGCAUUUUGAAGGAUGGACACAGUUAAAGCUUCAAAAAUAACGCCGCCUUAAAAACUAGAAAUUUUCUUGAUUCUUUUUCCUCCUUUGAACAAACACAGCACAAUUAAAGCAACUAUCCAUGAUUUUCACUCCUCCGUAGCAAAUGACAGUGUUGUGGUGCAAGAGGUCAGCAUAAUAAAGAAAAACAUACUUGCUUUUAUUAAUUUUUGGAACUGUUGAGCUACAGAUGUAUUAAUAAUUUAUUUCCUGAUUUUGACAAUGAUGCCCAUGGUGUCAUCAUCUCAAAAUAAGAUAUUACUUCUGGAUUUGAGAUUGAUUUCAGAGAACUGAGCUUCCUAUAUAGAAAAGUGAAAACUGUUUUAUAAUGAUUGUCUAAGACCCCUGAAACUGAAAUCAUGAGUCCAAAAUCAGCAGACUUAUGGAAAAGAGAGCACCGGUUGAAGUGGAAACAAUGGCACACAUCUAAUGAGAAUAAUAUCUCUGGUAAAGUGGAUUUUUUCAAUCCAUCCCCUCAGCUAGUUUUCAGAGAACAUCCACUUGACUGAAUUGUUUUGUCAGUGUUUCCUCUUCAUCUUUUUCCAUGUAGAUUUUUUUCUGUCCUAAUUUGUAGAUACUGGUAUGUUGUUCCACAGUCUCCAGUUGCAUCUAAAGAUUUUUGAGGAGCCUCAAAGCUGAGCCUGAUAUUGCUCUCACCAGGCAUCCACAUAUGUCCUUUUCAGUUGGUGAUGUUGGAAGUGAUCAGAAACAGGAGUGAUGGCCAAUUGUAUCUUCCAUGGUUGUCCUGGCUGAGAUCAAGUAAUUCAGCAUAAAUCCAGCUUCGGAGUCCCCUGAUUAAUACAACUAAACUCAGGGCUAUAUCAGAUGCAAUAUUUCCUCAUUAGGCUGUGAAAGGUGCUAGUUGCUCUGUACUGUGCUUUUGAAUUUAUUAGAGACACUUUGGGGCAAUGAUGUGAAUGAGAUCUUUAACAUUAAAUUCUGCCUACAGAUAGGAGGGCUGGUGCAAUGUAUUUGGUGUAAUGGGAAUCUGUGUGGAUUUCACCAUACGGAUUAAGGUCGCAAGUUCGAUCUGGACUUGUUGAAUUUUUUCUUUGAAAGAAGUAUAUUUUAGUCCCAUUCGUCUGACUUUUCUUUAUACUCCUUCAACUAUUAAUUCUCUGUUUCCACUGGUGUUUCUGAUAUUUGGUCUAUUUGUAUUAGCCCUUACAUUAACACCAUCAUGAUUUUAUAGGAAAAGUUUAACACACACUUUUCUGCUUCCUGUCUAUCUGUCUACAAUUCUAAUUCCAAAUAACGGUUAACAGGCUUAAGUAUAUUCAUGUGUCACCUUAUUCCUGUUGGAAUUCUUCAGAAUAUAUUUACCUUUUAAUACUGGCAGCAGUCUUGUGAAAAAUUAACAUGACAAAAGAUAAUUUUGGAAUUGAAUUCAGUAAUCCUUUAUGCAGUCUGGUAUUUGUACUAUUACAGGGUGGUACUGAUGCACUUUUCCAUGUUUGUAAACAAAGUACAUUGAGAAUUGUGGAUGUUGCAGUGAAUUUUUAGCUUGGAUUUAAUAAAUCUAAGUACAAAAACUGCAAUGUAAAUCUGAGACCCCUUUGUGGUUGGGUCUUUGUAAAAUGCUAUUUUGAACCGUUCCUUUUACAGCUUAACAUUUUUAAGUAGUGCAGUCUCCAAUCAUCCCUAACAGUUUGUCUCCCUUGCCGUGUAAUCAUGGUGGUUUUACUUGAUUCUGAGGACAUUUUAAUAUUCUUAACACUGUUAGGUUUCCACCCAAUAACUUCCUGUUAUUUCUUGAUUUUUUUUCUCUUAAAAUAUAUUGGAUCUAUUACUAGAAUAUUAUUGUGAUCCUGUUAAUAAGCACCUAUUAAUAAUCGCACCAAUCAGUAAAUUUAAAGUUGCUUUUUGAACUCCAUAGUGCACUGUUAUUGGUACAGAAGUGAAUUACCAGUCUUUAAUCUACUUUCUUUUCCUUAAAAAAGCUGAAUUACUUAAUGAGUUAGCAUGAUAUAUUAGUACACAGAGUUUCUUAUUUUUCACCAUGUUUUGGUGCACAUUUGUAUGGGCUAAGUUUAAAAACAGAUAAUUUUGAGAAGUAAAUUUCUAGUAAUUGUUGAAGCUCAUGUCACAAUAAUUCAGGCCAGAGAUGGUAAGGUAGGAUUUUCUGCUCCAAAGAUGGGCUUCAAUCCAUCAUCCUCAACUUUAGAUUUUAGUAACCAUUACUACCAAAGAUAUGUGACGACAAAAUGCAUUUAAAAUAUUAUGGUUACUGCAGUGUGUAUGGGACAAUUAUUCUGAAAUUCAAAUUGAGUGAUGCUGGAUUAUCAUUUGGAAAAACCUUCCAGUUCCUUCAGAGUUUAUUAAAGCAGUUUUAUUCUUUGAAGAGCAAUGACAGGACAUAUUUAAAGUGGUUGUGACUUAAAUAUUUAAUUGUAUGAAUUAGAUCAAACAAAUUAGUGUAUUGUGAUUUUAUUCUAUGAUGAAAACUUGUUUAUUACGCAUUAGGAUAUUGUCUUCACCUGUAAUUUUAUAUUUGAUGUUGAUAAAUGCUUUAAUUUAAAUUGGCGUGCACCAAAAUAACUGAUUGAAUUGAACCUCUUCUGUGUGGAAUGUGACAAUUGUGAAAUAUUUGAGACUAAGCAACAUUUAGGAGCAUCAUACCACCAAGAAUUGGGACCUGUGAGGAUUUGCCCACCACUGAUUUCAGUGGAAAAUAGCAUUCUGUUGUUUUAAGGCAGUUGUGUCUAAUACAUAGACAAAGUUUAUAUUGUAUAUUGUGAUCAGCAAGUCUGACAGUUUGUAACACUGCAGUUAUGUUAAUUAUCCAUGAGACAAAAUUAAUUGCAAGCUGUGCUUUGGAAAAGUAAUUUUUGCAAACCUUUAAACAUAGUAAAUUUUAGUUCCACACUUG